ACAUGUAUAUAAAGUAGCAAAUUAUCGUUCCUGAAUAGGUGGCGCCGUGGUAGCGGAUCCUGUUCCUCAACAUCCGGUUUCUGCACUGUGCAACUAUUUCAGUUGUAUUUUUAAUUAACGAUGCCAAGUACUUGUUGUUGUGUACAUGGAUGUCAUUUAAGAGGAGGACAUGCAUUUCCAAAUGACUUAAAAAGAAGGAAAAGUUGGAUCAACGCCAUAGCCCAUACGCAGAUUGGACGAGAACACGAUGAAAUCGUGGAGUCCAUCUCAAUCAGCUGUUGUUUGCAAGGCACGUUUUACUGAAAAAGACUACGUGCAGGAAACUAUUCAUGGGCGCAAACCCACCAUACAGAGACUUAAGUCUACUGCCAUUCCCAGCCUAUUUUCCUGGACCAAGCAAGAGACUGAAUCGUCCGCAAAAAGAAAAAUCAGGGCAGUUUUCUGUGAAAACAAAAGAACUAAACUUGAUGAAUAUUGUAGUAGAAAUCUAGAGGAAAGUUUUGAUUGUAAAGUUGGUUUUCCUGAAAAAGUCAUUCAUACUGCAGAAAGGAUUUAUGACUGUCCACCACCAACUGCCGAGCUAAUGUUGAGCUUCACAGAUGGAAUUACGCAAACACCAUCAAUGCCUAUGUUUUCAGCAGAGAAUUUUUAAAUGAAGACACGUGACACAGCCAUGCAUUUUUAUACCGGUUUAGAGUUGUAUACUAAAUAUUUAUUUGUUUUGACCACAUUUGGUCCAGCAGCACAUUCUUUGAGAUACAUAUAUUUUCAAAUUGAUAGGAUGUCAGUUGAAAAUCAGUUUUUUUAUGACUUUGAUGAAAUUGAGGCAUUAUACAACCAACUUUGAACUGUCUAGAUUCUAGAUUGAAUCUAGUGUUAAGAAUGUUGUGUAUACAUGGAUUGUUUUUAUGUCUAAACAGUGGUGUGAGGCUAACACUUGGCCAUCUAGUGGUUUAGUCAGGUAUUUUUCACCAUCCAACUUCAAAUUAAAGUUACCUACGACUUGGAUUAUUAUUGACAGACCAGAAUAUCCCGUGAUAAAACCUAAAGCUCAUAGAGCUCAGGCAACCUUUUCAUCAUAUAAAAACAGAAACACUGAAAAUUCUUGAAUGUUCGACACCUGGUGGUUUAGUCAACUAUGUCUCUAAUGCAUACAUGUACAUUGUAUGUUGGUUGUACCAGUGACUAUGAAAUAGUUGAAAGAUGUAGAAUAGUUCAAUUAUGUGAUCCAGGUGACAGUGUGAUGGCAGACAAAGGUUUAAAUGUGCAAGAUUUGUUUGCUAACUUUUUUCAAAAAAUGAAACAGAAUUAGUUCCAAAACUCUUAUACGGGAUAGAAAAGUCUCCAAUUAACACGUGCACAUAGAGCGAAUUAUUGGACUUGGCAAAACAUACAAAAUUCUAAUAAAUCCUAUGAAUGGAACUGAAACAAAACUUUCAUCUGAAAUAACAUUAAGUUGUUUUAUGUUGUGUAAUUUUAGAACUUGUACUGUGCCAAUGCCAAGGAUGCAUAAAUAAAAGUGACGCAAUGAA
Mytilus californianus (California mussel) is the source of this 1532-nucleotide messenger RNA. RefSeq lists its product as uncharacterized. The record is from RefSeq and is a predicted model, not a curated record. Bases 248 to 652 code for a protein of 134 amino acids. NCBI's taxonomy places the organism in Eukaryota, Metazoa, Mollusca, Bivalvia, Mytilida, Mytilidae. The transcript has 2 exons.